Messenger RNA from Penicillium brasilianum, 2265 nucleotides. NCBI's taxonomy places the organism in Eukaryota, Fungi, Ascomycota, Eurotiomycetes, Eurotiales, Aspergillaceae. The record is from the annotation of a GenBank genome assembly.
AUGAUCCCACGGUCUUGCCUUUCGCUUUUCGCAUCCGCCCCAAGAUGCAAAUUUGAUCUAACAUCCACCCUUCGCACACCAUCCCCACUUCGAAGUACUUGGACCGCCCGCAGACCGUUCUGUCAAACCCCGAUCGCCAUGGAGAGCUCGACUACUCCCACCGGCAAGCUGGUAUCCUACCAGGGAGCUGAAUACAAUGUGAUUAAAGAGGGUCUGGCGUAUAUUCUCAACCCCCCGGCCCAGGAAGCCGCCUCCAAAGGCACCAGAAGGGAUCUCAAGGCCGAAGACGAGAGCCAAUCGGUCUUCUAUAACCCAAUUCAACAAUUCAAUCGUGACCUGAGUGUCCUGGCCAUUCGCGCAUUUAGUGAACAUGCGAUGGAUGUGAAGAAACAAAAAGCGGAUCAGAAGUUGAAGAGACGCGCCACAGGCAAUGGUACCAACAAGGGAAAGAAGCGCAAGCGCGAGGAUUCGUCCGAUGAACAAGCACCUAACACGACAUCUACAGAGGGCGCAAAUGCAGCAAAGCCCGAAACCGCCGAGCAGUCUGCGCCAGCACCGAACGAGACGUCCGAUGCGCCGUCCGAGCCCACUCCCGCCCCCUCAUUCACAGUCCUCGAUGCCCUCUCCGCAACAGGUCUGCGCGCCCUUCGAUAUGCCUCCGAAUUGCCCGCAGUCUCCAAGGUGGUUGGCAAUGACCUUUCAGAAUCCGCCAUCAAGUCAAUGAGGACGAAUAUUGAGUACAACAAGCUCCAGAGCCGUAUUCAGCCGAACCUGGGCGAUGCGCGUGUCUUCAUGUACGGCGCCGCCAGUGAUCCCACCCGCAAAUUCGAUGUGAUUGACUUGGAUCCUUACGGUACCGCUGCUCCCUUCCUGGAUGCCGCCAUUCAGGGUGUUAAGGAUGGUGGUCUCCUUUGUGUCACCUGCACCGAUGCAGGUGUCUGGGCCUCGACCGGCUACGCCGAAAAGGCGUUCUCCCUCUACGGCGGCACCCCAAUUAAGGGCUUGCACUCGCACGAGGGUGGCUUGCGCCUCAUCUUGAAUAGCCUAGCCAUGUCCGCUGCCAAAUACGGCAUUGCAAUUGAGCCACUGCUCUCGCUCUCGAUCGAUUUCUACGCCCGUGUGUUCGUGCGGGUGUCUCGCUCCCCGGCACAAGUCAAGUUCACUGCCAGCAACUCAAUGAUUGUGUAUAAUUGCGAUUCUGGAUGCGGCGCGUGGACGAUUCAACCCCUCGCUGCCUGCAAUGAGAAGCUUGAUCGCAAGGGAAACCCUCUGUAUCAUUAUAAGCUGGCCCAGGGCCCAAGGGCUAAUACUUACUGUGAGCACUGCGGCUUCAAGACACAUCUUGCGGGUCCGAUGUGGGCUGGCCCGCUACAUAACCCUCACUUUAUUCAGCGGAUUCUGGACAUACUUCCCACUUUGGACCCGGAGACAUAUCAAACUAUCCCUCGUAUCGAGGGCAUGCUUACUACCGCGAUGGAAGAGGACUUGGACCUCAGUCCCUCCUUCACCAAGUCCGCAGAUAGGCAGCAGCAACAAGACUCCGAGACUGAGACGGCCAAGUCCAACGCCAAGGAACAAAAUGAAUACCCGGCUAUCAUCCCACGUAUGAGCCCGGCUCUCCAUGAGCCGUACCCCUUCUACUUCUCCCUGAGCGCACUCUCAAAGGUCCUCCAUUGCGCAACCGUCCCGCAGGACGAGUUCCGAGGCGCUCUUCGCUCAGUCGGGUAUCGCUCUACCCGUAGCCACGCCAAACCAAAUUCCAUCCGCACCGAUGCCCCCUGGAGCGUCGUCUGGGAAAUCAUGCGCGAGUGGGUCCGCCAACACUCUCCUGUGAAGGAAACUUCCCUGAAGCCCGGUACCGCCGGCGCCACUAUCAUGGCUAAGGGCCGUGAUAACCUGCGCAAGGGCAGCAGCGAAGACCCCUGGCUAUCGCAAUUGAAGAGUGACCUUCUUGCUGCCGUUGAGUCUGGAAAGGAUAUCAGCGAUCUGGUCACCAAGGUCGAAGCAUCCCUGUAUAGAUCCGGAUCCCGGCAGUCCUUCGUCACUCAGCCGCAAACUGCCGAUGCACAGGAGAAGUCCGCCGGUGAUGGCCCAGCCGCGCAGGCACAGGCACAGGCACACCCCAGCACACUGGAGGUGAAGUUUGAUGCUGCACUUGGCCGAGAAGCAUCGGCUGCACACUCGAAGAAGCGCCUCGUGCGAUACCAGCUCAAUCCCCGUGCGAACUGGGGGCCAUUGAAUCGGGCAGCAGCAAACUCGAAGUGA